Molecule: messenger RNA, 486 nt
Organism: Ostrea edulis (European flat oyster)
Lineage: Eukaryota; Metazoa; Mollusca; Bivalvia; Ostreida; Ostreidae
Exons: 4
Coding region: 58-414 (118 amino acids)
Source: RefSeq, a predicted model, not a curated record
CCAACGUAUGAAAUGUUAUAAUAAAGCAGGUCAAAUGAAAGUGAAGGAUAUUGAAUCAUGAUGUACACACUACACGUACUAACUCUGGCAAUAUGCAUUGGACUCUGCUAUACUUUCAUGAUCAAGGAAAUCAUUUAUCAACAAAGAAUGUGUGAUACAGCAAAUGAUUGCUAUGACAACGAAUGUUGCGUUUCUGACGUCCAGCCAAUCGGAAAACGACAAAUUAGGCACAACAAUGGACACUGUGUUCCUAUGGGACGUAUUGGGGAUGGAUGUAUGGUUAAGUUCGGCAACACGACAUCCAGACCAAGUCACAUGGUACUUGCCUGUCCCUGUACUCCAGGAUUGUAUUGUCACGGUGAUCACAGAUACGAAGUACCCUUGGGAGAAAUAGGUCACUGUUCCACUCCCUGAGCUGUGUAUCUACUUCCAUUAAAACUGGAACGAGUGAAAGACCCAUUAAACAUACUUAUUGUCUUCGUAAAA